AUGCGAGAUUUGGAGUUCUCGAUCGCACCUGGCUUGCAACAAGAAUUGUAUUUAGGUAUAGAUUUUUGGAAGGCGUUUAAUAUGAGUGUUGUUAGUAGAGGAGGCGCUCCUAGCAUGAAUGGCGCUAGUGUUUCAGAGCUUGUGCACGCCGAAGGAGACCUCACCUUAGACGCAGUGCAACAUGUCUUGAGUCACGAUCAAACUGUGGCAUUAGAUCGUGUGAAGGCACAUUUCCCGUCCUUCGCCGUAUUCGGACUAGGCAAGACAGACAAAGAUGAUGAUGUAAUAGAAGUGACCAACGAGAACCUUCCAGUAAAGCAGAGGCACUAUCCAAUAUUCCCAGCCAUUCAGAAACUUGUUUAUAAUGAAUUAGAUCGAAUGCUUGAGAUCGGAGUAAUAGAAGAGUCAAACAGUAGAUGGAGCUCGCCAGUUUCACUCGUUAUAAAAGGGACCAAAAAUCGCCUCUGUCUGAAGGCUCGCAAG
Molecule: messenger RNA, 483 nt
Organism: Rhagoletis zephyria (snowberry fruit fly)
Lineage: Eukaryota; Metazoa; Arthropoda; Insecta; Diptera; Tephritidae
Source: RefSeq, a predicted model, not a curated record